Messenger RNA from Amphibalanus amphitrite, 583 nucleotides. Its product is annotated as brain-specific homeobox protein homolog. Gene Ontology annotation, molecular function: DNA binding; DNA-binding transcription factor activity, RNA polymerase II-specific. Lineage: Eukaryota; Metazoa; Arthropoda; Thecostraca; Balanomorpha; Balanidae. The record is from RefSeq and is a predicted model, not a curated record. The annotation marks the transcript as partial. Gene Ontology annotation, biological process: regulation of DNA-templated transcription. The transcript is spliced from 4 exons.
UAAUACUCCUGCCAUGAGCUCUUCCAGAGACGACUUCAAGUACAGCUUCCAGAAGCCGAAGUCAUUUCUUAUCGAGGACAUCUUAGGCAAGGGAGAUUCGUGUGAGUCGGACUCGGAGGCGGCCGAGUCACGGUACUCGGAGCGGCGCCCCCCGACCGAUGACGCCGCCGCCCCGCUGUCGCUCUUCCCGCCGGCGAUGAGCGCCGGAAUGGCCGCCGCCGCCGCCGCCGCGGCGUAUCUGCCGCACUACCUGCACAAACCCGAGUCGACCGGCGCCGCCGGAUUCUUGUUCUCCGGACCGCCCGGCUUUUCAGCAGGUCUGCCGUUCUCCACCUACUUUUCCACGGACGUGGGCCGCGUCUGCCGCCGCCGGAAGGCCCGCACCGUGUUCUCUGACCAGCAACUCAGUGGGCUCGAGCUGCGGUUCAAGUCGCAACGCUACCUGAGCACGCCUGAGCGAGUGGAGCUCGCCUCGGCGCUGAGCCUCACCGAGACACAGGUGAAGACGUGGUUCCAGAACCGGCGGAUGAAGUACAAAAAGCAGCUGAGGCGGUCGGACGACAAGCCACCGUCCCUGGACCAC